Molecule: messenger RNA, 2059 nt
Organism: Mercurialis annua (annual mercury)
Lineage: Eukaryota; Viridiplantae; Streptophyta; Magnoliopsida; Malpighiales; Euphorbiaceae
Product: probable terpene synthase 6
Exons: 6
Coding region: 91-1905 (604 amino acids)
Biological process (GO): diterpenoid biosynthetic process
Molecular function (GO): terpene synthase activity; magnesium ion binding
Source: RefSeq, a predicted model, not a curated record
UAAUUAAGUUCAGACUGCAAGCAUAGUUUAUAUUGCACCAUUUUGCAAAACAAAACACAGCAUUCAAAACCAAGUUUUUUUCUAUCGAAAAUGGCAUUGCAGCAAGCAACUUCGUUCGCAAGCUUCAGAAACCAAAUUUUCUAUCCAUCAAAAACCAUUCACUCUGCAAAACUGGGUGUUUCAAGUUCACCAUUAUUUAUCACUAAAAUCAAAUUAUCUUCCUCUUCCUUGACUAGAAAAUCAGUCAUCAAGGCUCAACAAAUAUCCCACGAAGAAGAUCGUCCACAAGUCAGUUUUCCGCCCACUAUAUGGGGCGAUAGCUUCCGUUCCUUCUCUUUUAAACAAUCGGAGUACGAAUCGUAUAACGAGCAGAUAGAAGUGUUAAAACCAGAAGUGAAGAGCAAGCUAAUUUCUGGUGCAGAUGAUGCUUUUACAAAACUUAUUUUCAUCAACUUGUUAAUUCGGCUCGGGUUAUCAUAUCAUUUUGAGGACGAAAUAGAGCAGCAGCUAGAUGAACAUUUUGAUGCUCUCGUGGCUCAUGUUUCGGAUGAAGAAUGUGAUUUACACACUGUUUCACUCGUCUUUCGAGUUCUCAGACAAAACGGUUACAAAAUCACUUCUGACGUGUUUAACAAGUUCAAGGACAGUGAUGGUAAGUUCAAGCAAAGCCUGGCGACGGACAUAGGGGGCGUGCUGAGUUUGUACGAAGCUGCGUUUGUGAGCAUAACGGGAGAAGAUAUUCUAGACGAAGCUAUCGCUUUCACGAAACCCGUUUUGGAAUCAUACUCGAAUACUAAUGUUAAUGUCUUCGAAAAGCAUAUAAGAAAUGCAUUGAAACACCCUUUCCAUAGAGGCAUGCCGAGAGUUGAAGCCAGACAGUUCAUCUCUCUGUACGAAAUGGACGAGUCUCGCGAUGAAAUCUUACUAAAUUUUGCCAAGUUGGAUUUCAAUCGAGUACAAUUAGUGCAUCAACAAGAACUCAGCGACCUUUCAAGAUGGUGGAGUGAUUUGGAUUUGGUGUCAAAAUACCCGUUUGCAAGAGACAGAAUUGUGGAGCUCUACUUCUGGAUGAUGGGAGUAUUUUUUGAACCUCAAUAUGGCGGUUCGAGAGUACUUGUUACACAAAUUCUGAUUUUGCUGUCAGUGGUGGAUGAUAUAUACGAUGGAUAUGGUACACUUGAUGAACUCAAAUGUUUUACCCAAGGAAUAGAGAGGUGGGGUACUAGUAGCCUUGAUCUUCUACCUGAGUACAUGAAAGUUCUUUAUAAAGCUUUCAUAGAUCUUUUGGACCAAUUUGAAAAUGACAUGAAACAAGAAGAAAGAGCCUUCACAGUUCCUUAUGUGAAGAAUGAGGUAAUUCAAAUAAUCAAAGCGUACAUGAGUGAAUCUCAAUGGUACCAUGACGGUUACGUUCCAUCACUAGACGAGUACAUGGAGGCAGCAUCUUGUACGGGCGGUAUCCCUAUUAUAAUUGCAGGAUGCUACGCAAGGAUGGCACAAGUUAAAGGAACUAAAGAGUUCGAAUGGUUAAUAAAAAAUCCGAAAAUUAUGAAAGCUUCGGGAGCCAUUUCUCGUCUCAUGGACGAUCUUGUAACUCAUAAGGACGAACAAGAAAGAGGUUCGGGACAUGUUGCAUCCUCCAUCGAAUGCUAUAUGAACCAUCACGGAGUUUCCGAAGAGAAAGCCACCGAAGAGAUUAAAGGGAUGGUUGAAGCGUUAUGGAAGGAAAUGAACGAGGAAUGUUUAAGGCCUACAGCUCUACCAUUGUCCUUACUUAUGCCCAUUGUUAACAUUAUUCGUGUGGUAGAAGUUUGCUACAGAUACUGUGAUGGCUACACGAACCCAGAGUACGUCAAGGAAUAUAUCAAAUCGAUGUUCGUCCAACCAAUACCAAUUCAACAAUAGUUUUAAACUUUUUAAUUUUUAUGUUAUUUAAGUUUUUAUAUUUUUCUGGAAGUUGAAUUCAAAUUGAAUAAAUUGAUUGUAUUAGUUCUUUGAUUAUCAAAAACAUUAAGUGAAAUUAUUGGUAUUUAUGGAAAUUGAAACAUAAAUUUAGUGA